ACUCAGCCGUUAGUCGUUCGCGAGCCGCGGAGAGGGAGAGACGCGCGUCGUGUUCAAACAGACUUCGUACGAUAUCGCACGUAUAACGAUGGACGUGCUACCCAGUGGCAAUCUUUUCCGCGAACUUCAAGACGUCACCGAUACCGGCUACUUCGAGUGGAAGCUGUCCCUGGAGGACUACUGGCAACAGACAUGCUACGAAAUGGAAAGAUACCUGCGCGAGGAACCCAGGGCGUUGAAGAGGCGCGACGCCCAGGACGAAGACUGGGCUAGGACUCAAACUAAAGCGGGAUCGCCAGCCUCGCCUGCGCCCGCAACGCCGGCUUUAGCGCCCACUCCGCAGUCCCCGCCGACUCCGCCCUCGCUGUCGACGCUGCCACAGCUGACGGCGCCUCCAUCGCUGCCGGUGCUGGUGUCUCCGCCCACGCCACCCGCGUCGCCGACUCUCGCGCUUAUUCCAGCACCACGUCUCUUCACCGUGACUGUUGUAAAGGCGGAGCUAACGCGCGAUCCGGAGGAGCCUCGAGUUACUCCAGUUGCUAAAGUCGAGGUGCCGAUGAAAGUUCCGAUGCCGCCGAUGGCCGCCCCGGUCCGGCGGGCGCACGCGCCGCGUCUGCCACACCCGCACGCGGCCGACCCGCGCCGCCGCAUCCACCGCUGCGAGUUCCCUUCCUGCGACAAAGUGUACACGAAGAGCUCGCACCUGAAGGCGCACAAGCGCACUCACACCGGUGAGAAGCCGUACAAAUGCUCGUGGGAGGGAUGCGAGUGGCGUUUCGCGCGCUCGGACGAGCUCACCCGCCACUACCGCAAGCACACCGGGGCGAAGCCCUUCCGCUGCCGGCACUGCGACCGGUGCUUCUCGCGCUCCGACCACCUGGCGCUCCACGCCAAGCGCCACGCGUAGACAGCCCGCGCGAGGCUGCUCCCGCCGCCCGCCACCGCCACAACCGACGCCCCCACUGUAAGCGAUUUGUUAGCACGUCGUCUUGAGUCGCUAUCCACGCGUACGGAUUGUGGACGCACUCGACCAGCGGAGGGGCGGGCCCGCGGAUCGCUGCAAGCCAAAGAUACCGCCGCAUGUAGCGCGGACGAGUCCACACUCAUCGCACCCGAUGCUUUAAACUUAUUUUUUAUUUAGUUAGUUAUCGUGAGCUGAGAAUGUAAUUUGGGAAAUCUCUUUAUUUGAAUGUUUCGGCACUGGCCUCUUUUGUCGUUACUUUUGUUGCGUUAAGAGAACUUUUAUAUUUGCCGUUGUUUAUUGUGUAAUGUUUUUUGUAAGCUUCGCGUAGGGAUGUUUGUUUGCGACGCGCGUCGCAUGGCUGCGCGCGUCCUUGUUGUGCCAUCGCCGGUCUCCCGCCGGUCUGCAUUUCGGAUCACCCGACAUAUGACAUUAUUUAUUGGUUCGCGGGAUACAGGCACGUUCCCACCGACGCGGACGAGCUCGGCACAUUAUUAGCGUUUAGUAGGAAGUGCGUCGUUACCUGACGCGUCGAUGCCGCGUAUCAGUUAUCCCGCGGCGACAGCGCUAUGUACCAUCUUAUGAAAAUCGUGUUAUUUUGUCAAUAACCUUAUGUACUGCGCCGUACGGUUCUCGUUGUGAAUUAGAAUGUGCUCAUGUGUUCACGGAAUGACUGAUACAUGGCAUCGACGUUAUUAUUUGUGUAUUCGUUUAUUAGCUUAGUAUAUAGCACGUUACCUUGUAUUGAUCGGAAUCGGCCAGUUAUACGUCUCGCUGAUUCAGUUAUCAGCCGAAAAUUAUUCGACAUAUUAUUAUUAUAUUUAAGCUUUCUCUUUACUCUUUCAUUCCGUUAUAUGAUGCAGUAUAUAUUUAAAUAUUUAGAUCUAAUGCGUAAUGUAUUGUGACUUUAUUGUUUAUAAUGGUGUCUAAACAAGAGGAUCGAAAAUUUUGUAUCUUACGCGACAUUCGAGUCGCUCUUUGUAAAAUGAGGAGACACCUCUAUGAUGAUUCUGUUGUGUCGUCUAAAAUGUCAGCUUGGUCAAACAUCAUUUUGACAUACCGCUAGUGACGUCGUUAACACAGCCGUAGUUUUUAUUUAUUUUAAAUAAAUAUAAUGUACUCUGUCAUAUUUAAUUCGCAAAUUACAAGUAGAUACAGCGUUAGAUUAUUACCAGCCUUUUAUUAGUAUUUAGAGAAUUGCUUUUAUCGUCGCCUAUGAUAGGUUUAUGAAAUUAUGUAAUAAAAAAAUUGGGACACCCUAAUAUUAUUAUGGCCAAUGAAUAGCCAAGUUUUUUGAUGAAAAAAAAAAUCUUUUAAAUAAAACUUUUAAUGCAUGCAUUUUAAUGUUACGAAUACUUUAGUGACGCGCGUGAAUGGUGGUGUAUUUCAUUCUCUUUCUCCAUUAAAAAUUUACGAUUUGGAUGAAUGAAAUCAAAUUUUGUUUUGAGAUUGUACUGACUGACAUCCCAGUCGACCUAGUGCUUUGACGGGUCACGUGAAAUGUGUCAAAUAUUUGAAUAAAGUAUUUUAUUGUAAUAAUAUAUAAUAAUAAUGUAUUUAGAAUUUAAUCACAUUUUAUCAUUAAAAUUAAUUAAAUUGUAUAAUCAAAUAUAUAAAUUAUUAUUCGUAAAAGAGAAUUUAAAAACUCAAGUCCGUUACAAUCGAAUCGUAUGCACUGGAUCAAAUAUACAUCAGAACCCGUUCGUACAUUUGUCUUAAUGAAAUUACUCAUUAUCAAAAUAAUAUUUAUCAAAAAAGCUGAUGUGAACUCAAAAUAAAAAAAAAACGAUUAUUUCCACUUACUAAUAUAAAUAUUUAUAUAUAAUAACCUAACAAUAAACAUAGAACAACGACUGCUUGUUAGAACUGCCAUAUUAAAA
Bombyx mandarina (wild silkworm) is the source of this 2841-nucleotide messenger RNA. Its product is annotated as Krueppel-like factor 6. Gene Ontology annotation, biological process: regulation of transcription by RNA polymerase II. Lineage: Eukaryota; Metazoa; Arthropoda; Insecta; Lepidoptera; Bombycidae. The record is from RefSeq and is a predicted model, not a curated record. Gene Ontology annotation, molecular function: DNA-binding transcription factor activity, RNA polymerase II-specific; RNA polymerase II cis-regulatory region sequence-specific DNA binding.